Molecule: messenger RNA, 6595 nt
Organism: Labrus bergylta (ballan wrasse)
Lineage: Eukaryota; Metazoa; Chordata; Actinopteri; Labriformes; Labridae
Product: potassium voltage-gated channel subfamily A member 2
Biological process (GO): protein homooligomerization; potassium ion transmembrane transport
Cellular component (GO): dendrite; juxtaparanode region of axon; membrane
Molecular function (GO): delayed rectifier potassium channel activity; protein binding
Source: RefSeq, a predicted model, not a curated record
UUGCACUGGCUGUGAUGACGCAUGGGGCAGAUUUAUUCCCACACAGAAAUGAUUAUUGAUGCAUUUAUCCAAGAAGGCGUCUAAUUAUUAAAUCCUGGUAAUCACAUUAAGCUGCUUCCCUCCUACACGCCUUGCCUUUUCGCCCCCUCCCUCUGCAGAUGUUUCCUCUCUGAGCACCUUAUCGGGACUAUUUACCUUUGCGGCUGUCUGCAUCACACAGCCUCACCGGCCGCUUUCAUUCUGCUGAUCCCAGCACCUUUUGGUUAAUAAGGGGAAGCACCAGCAACCUCCUUCAUAUCGGUUCCCUCCUCCCUCCCUUUUUUGUUGCCAAUCGCCAUCCCACGACAGCCUACCCGGAGGAAAGGAAAGGGAGUCAGGGAGGGGAAAGCGAGGACACACCCGCAUAUACUGUACCCGGUGUGAAACGGCGAGGAUGCUGCAGACAACAUGAGGUGAAUAUCAUCGGCCGCCCUAAAUUGGAAGUUCUGUUUUUUUUUCUUCUUCCACCCGCUCUGAAGUCUGUGGAGCUUCAUGCCGCAGCUGGUUGUUCACCAGUGUGUCCAGCAGGAGCUUCAACUCGCAGCAGAUAUGAAGAUGUCUGCAGUCAGAUCCUAGGUGACAUCCUGUGGCCGUCAGGUCUUUACGCUGUUGAGCCCCCUCCCUCUCCUGGUCCCUGCCUGCAGUUCUCCAGGCUGCAGGACCCAGAUUCCCUGAAAAGUGCAGGCCCCCUCCCCCUGCAGAAUGACUGUUGCCACAGGCGACCCCUCUGAUGAAGCGGCGGCUCACCCGGGCCACCCGCAGGAGUACGACCCGGAGGCCGACCAUGACUGCUGUGAGAGGGUGGUCAUCAACAUCUCAGGGCUGCGCUUUGAGACUCAACUCAAAACUCUCUCCCAAUUCCCAGAGACUCUGCUGGGGGACCCCAAAAAGAGGAUGCGCUACUUUGACCCGCUGAGGAACGAGUACUUUUUCGACAGGAACAGACCCAGCUUUGACGCCAUAUUGUAUUAUUACCAAUCAGGGGGCCGACUAAGAAGGCCGGUCAAUGUCACCCUUGAUAUUUUCUCAGAGGAGAUCCGUUUCUAUGAGCUGGGUGAUGAGGCCAUCGAGAUUUUCAGAGAAGACGAGGGUUUCAUCAAGGAGGAGGAGCGUCCUCUCCCUGAUAAUGAGUUUCAGAGACAGGUGUGGCUGCUGUUCGAGUACCCAGAGAGCUCAGGUCCUGCUAGGAUUAUCGCCAUAAUCUCUGUUAUGGUCAUCCUCAUAUCUAUUGUCAGUUUCUGCCUGGAGACCCUCCCCAUUUUUCGCAACGACGACGACGACAUGCACAAGUCUUCAAAGGUUUUUUCACCUGAGACCAACACCACAAUCAUCACUUACACAAAUGCCUACUUUACUGACCCUUUCUUCAUCCUGGAGACUCUCUGCAUUAUAUGGUUCUCCUUUGAGUUUCUGGUGCGCUUCUUCGCCUGCCCAAGCAAAGCAGGCUUUUUUGGAAACAUAAUGAACAUUAUUGAUAUCGUUGCUAUCAUCCCGUACUUCAUCACACUGGGCACAGAGCUCGCAGAUCGACCAGAUGAUGGUCAAGCGGGUCAGCAAGCCAUGUCUUUAGCCAUCCUCAGGGUCAUCCGCUUGGUACGAGUCUUCAGAAUUUUUAAGCUCUCUCGUCACUCUAAGGGUCUUCAGAUUCUUGGUCAGACCCUCAAAGCCAGUAUGAGAGAGUUGGGCCUGCUUAUUUUCUUCCUGUUCAUAGGAGUCAUCCUCUUCUCGAGCGCAGUCUACUUUGCAGAAGCAGACGAGCCGGAGUCGCAGUUCGAAAGCAUCCCAGAUGCGUUUUGGUGGGCUGUGGUGUCCAUGACAACAGUUGGCUAUGGUGACAUGGUCCCCACCACGAUUGGCGGCAAGAUCGUUGGAUCCCUCUGUGCCAUCGCAGGUGUGCUGACCAUCGCCCUGCCCGUGCCCGUCAUCGUGUCCAACUUCAACUAUUUCUACCACCGUGAGACGGAAGGCGAGGAGCAGGCGCAGUACCUGCAGGUCAACGUCGCAAAAACGGACUCAGCCGAGGAGCUGAAGAAGAGCCGGAGCGGCUCCUCCAUUAGCAAAUCGGACUAUAUGGAAAUUCAGGAGGCUGUGAACAACAGCAAUGAGGACUUUCAGGAGGAGAACCUUAAGACGGCCAACUGCACGCUGGCCAACACAAACUAUGUAAACAUCACUAAAAUGCUCACAGACGUGUAGCUGCCAUCUGCUUCUUUCCUCCAUGUCACCGCGGGACAUGUGGAGCUGAGCAACUGGAUGGGACUGGUGUGUAGCCUCCCACCACACGCGUGCUGGAAAAAAACCAAGGCAAUAGAAUUCAGGACGCUGAUGAUGUGAGACGAAAGACCCCUAUAGUGAAAGAAUAUUGCAAAAGACCAUCCGCUCACUCUGCUCUCAUCCUCAUCACUCGUCCCUGAAACUCCUAAUAACUGUCAAACAAAGUGAAAUUUAAAAUUUUACAUUUCUGCAUGGAGUUGGCUCCUUCUGUGUGGCUGAUAUUUAACAAAAAAAUAUGCUAAAAAGUCCCUGCUCACAACAGUAGCCAACAGUAGUGCACAAAAAGAAAAGGAAAAAAAGGGAGAAACAAUGCAAGAAAAAAAAAAAACGUAUUGCAUUUAAAAAGAUAAAAAAGCAACACAACAUAGACCUUGCUUUAUCCCUUUUUCCCACAAUCCCUCAUUCUCUGCCAUGUGCUUUCUGAAGAGUCGUACCGCGCUCCAUAUGCUGCUUCCUGGAGCCAAUGAAACAAAAACUGUCUUAUGCUACAAGGUUUAGAAAUAAGAGUCCGUGCGAGGAUAAAGCGAGCCCACUCCUGUGCUGACCCGGCCUGUGGGUGACUUGUGACGAGGUUGGUGGUGAAGUACACCACGUUAUUUCAAGGAUGAAUGACAGCCAUCGGCGAUAUACGCUUAUGGUUCGACGCCUUUUUUUUCCCAGCAGGCAUCAGUAUCUGAUGAAUGACUGAGAAUGGCCUUGACUUUUUUCACUGCUUUGGUCUUACAUGUACUGUAUGUAUUUGCAAUGCAAGCUUCCCCCAUUCAUUCACCCAAAACUGGUCUUACUGCAGAGCUUUGAGGACAACUUGAAUGUCUUGUUUGGUUUGUUUUUCACGGUUUUUCACACUCACGGAGUACUUAUUCAUAUAGAUAAGUAGGUUAACUGUGAUUUAACUGAUAGCCAGUAGGUAGGUGCUGUUAGUAGUAGUCCGUAGAUAAGUGCAUGACAUUUUUAAUCUGAAUGAUAAUUUCCACUCGUUUCUCGACUGCCACUUGCUUCUUCACACCACUGUAUAUUUGUCUGUACACUGCCUUCUACACAGAUUCUCACUUUUAAAAAAGGAUGCCUACAGGUAGCUGUUGCAAGAACCUAAAGCUGUACGUUAGAAUAUAUCUUAAGGAAUAAAUCAAUAUUAACAUUCCAUGUAGGCAACAUCUGCCGUUAAAAGUUUUGCCAGGUCGCUGUAGACGUCUCGCCGCUGAGCUGUGACUCACACUCUAGUUUUGGACCUUACCCCAGCUGCCGAUGGGACAGACUCGCAGCACUCUCUUUUUUUUUUCUAACAGGUUUGUCACAUAAUCACGUCCUCAUCAUCGAAAAUAGCAACUUUCAAGGACUCUUAUAUAUGGAAUAUUGCUUCCCCCUGACCUGCCUUUUUAUCUGGGUUUACGCUACUCUCCUAGUGUUGCAUGACUCAAAAAACAUUCAUAGAAGCAUGAAUUUAAGCUUAAAGAAGCCUCUGAGACUACAAAUUAUUACAGUAGAUAUUUAUUUAAAAUAUAUAUAUUAAAAAUAUAUGUAUACAGACAGUACACAUAUCCAAUACACUGUUAUCAAAAGAAUUAAUAAACCUUAAAAAAGCUAUAUUUAAGAGAAAGCAAGCUUUUCAAAAAAAAAGAACGCAGAUCAUUGCCAUGUUUUUAUUUUGAAUGGCCUAAUCUUAGCUCCGAGCACUGUCUCUAUGUUCUCCUGUUUAAGACCCUGUUCAGAGGGCCAAAGACACUCUUACUCGCCCUUUCUAUGAUUGUUCCAAUGUCGAUACCAUUGUGGUGUCAGCAAAGACACAGAUGAAAAUGUGGCUUUUGGUAGGGGCCAACAAUGCGUGGAUUGGAUACCAUUAUCCAUUAGCGAUUUAAAUAAUCAACUGAUUUCCGACCAAUCAUCAAGUGACUACACCAAACAACAACAUUGCUGUGAUAGCAGAGAGUCAACGUUAAAUCCACCAAAAUGCUAAUGCGCACAUUUUUGUAUUGUUCUAGUAUCGGAUGGUAACUCUGUAUCUGAGAUUUCUCAUGUAUCAGGAAGGAAGACAUGGUAUUGGUCAAUCUAUAACUCUACAAAAUACAUUUUAUCAAGCGUCAAGUCUUUCCGUACAUGUCAACACAUCCUGGAUUAAAACACACAAAGUCCAAAACUGCCUGCUGUGAAGUAUCUUCUGAAAGGCAGGGCGUUGUUCAAACCUGUUUCGUCCCUUUUUCAAGAGUGUAGUGUCAGAAGGCUUUUUAUUGUUGUAAAAUUGGUCAGAAUUCAAAUGGAGUCUGGUUGGAGGAAGCUCAAUCUGUCUUUAAACGUUGGCUUUAAAGUUGAAUUGGGUUGGGAUUCUAGGAUUGUGUCCAGCUGAGACUUUCCACUGUUCGCUCAACACUGCCAAGGUAACAGUCAAAGGCAGUAAUGUCAAUAUGGGAAGUGAUAAUUAGCAGCAGUGUAGCAGAUAUUGGCUAACCUAUGGGGGUCCUGUGAUUUUCACUCGGGAGUAUUUUGCCUUUCUGCAUCUCUUCACAGAUGUCUGAGUAAAGAGGUGACGGGUUAGGAGGAGGAAGUCAGUAGCAGGAACUGUCUAAAUGAUUUCUGUCAUGUCAGGAUGUACAUCGUUAUUCUUAGGGUCUCGUUCUGCUCACUACAGUCUACGGCCUGCAGUAGCAAAAUGUCUUUACGCCAUCGCUGCCAAUAUGUGCUCAGGAUGCCUCGUCACACUGCCUGACGUGAGGCUUCUGAAGUCGUCUCUCUGUCCAGAUCUGUCUGCUUUCAUGUACCUUGGAAGGAUUUUUUUAAAGAGAACUUUAGUAAAUAACCUGGAUGUGUUGCUCUCCGUAGAGAAGCACAGAGGUGGAUUAAGAUGUUUAAAUGGUCUGUAACUCGAGGCAGGACCAGAUUUAAAUACUUGUUUAGCAAUAUUCCCAUAAUCCUUUAGUGGAGGGUCCUGUGUGGAGAAGGUGGAUGAUUGUUGUUUAAAAAAAGAAAAGAAUGAACCUUAACGGACCUUCGCAGUCCAACCACGCUCUUAUUGAUCAUCAGUCAAGUAUUGACGUGGGUGUGUUGAUGUGAAACUGUGUGCAUGAGGGAGAACUUAGUGUGUUUGUAUGAGAGAAAGGAGAACCACUGAAUGUCAGUGUCUUAGCCUGCUUGUACAGCUGCAUAUGCAACGUUCAUUUGCAUAUUUGUAUAUGUGAAAAAAACACACACACUCACAGUCUGACCAAAAAUAUUUGUCUAUGCAUGCAGAUGCAUUGUACUGUUUCCAUUACAUUCUUUUUGGACGGAUAUUUACGAUGAACGUUGUAGAUUCAUGCAACGUUCAUCGGUUAUGAUUGAGAUCAGGCACGUUACUGUACCUCAGCCAAAUUCACUGUAGCAACUCAUGAAUUCAUCUUGUCACGGUUACUUCUGCUUAAAGCACAAAGACGAGUAGAAUCAUCUUCAACUGUAACGUUGCAAAUUUAAUCUGUAAAAAAAAAAAAAGUCAAUUCUAAUGAUGUUGCAUUGUUUAAUAACAUUAAAGAAUCAUCUCUCACCUGCUGAGGGGACCCACCAGCAAAUCCACUCCAUGGGAAAGGAGCCCAAACAGUGAAUUCACUGAGAAAUCUAUGCAGAGAAUGAUUAUUUGCUGGUUGUCAAGAAGGUUUGAAUAAUGAUUUUUUUUUUCUUUCUUUUUUUCUUUUUGUUUUGGCACUUAAAGAGAGCUGGCGAUGCAUUUGAAGACCGACCUUUAAGCAGACUUUGCAAUGUUCUGCUGCUGUACGCGAGCUGAAUGUGAAUAUGAGCCGUCUGAGCUUUGGGUUGGUUUGAACUGCGGUGUCAGCGCUUUGAAACCAGGCUCCUACAUUAAAACACACAUACGGGAAUCAAGAUGAUCAAUAUGCAAUCUGUAUGCAUGUGUGUUUGAGAACGGAAGGUUUUUCUUUUUCCGUUUGACCCCAGAGCCUGAUUGUGUGGCAUUCACUGACACCAUAUGUAGAGUCAUUCACCUCCCCGUGUUUUCAUAGAGGCCUGAAAUCAUCCAUCAUCGUUGGUACAGUGGAUUCUGGAUUUUCUUUCUAUGAAAUGAAAUGUGAGAGAAUAAUGUAAAUACAAACCAAUGGAUGAUGGAGAAAAAAACAUGUACUAUAUACUGUAUGUGAAGUCUGGAUUUAAAAACGUAGUAUUAUCUGCACUUUACAAGUCAAAAAGGACAAUCUAUGGACAAGAAAAACAUGUGAAAUUAAAACUGCAUAUUAUCCUUCCAAAUGAUCAUAACCCUGACGAAGUAAUAUCAAUAAUGAAGCCAAUAAUAAUUCAACUGAAA